AUGGAUCUACCAUCAACUUUCUUGCCUGCCGCUUCUCUCUUUCUUACAUUCUGUCUUUGCAUGUACCCUCAACUGCCAUUAGCGAAUCCUGGUUCCACUGGUAUCACCAGGCACUAUAAGUUUAACAUACGGAUGCAAAAUGUGACGAGGUUGUGUCAAACCAAAAGCAUAAUAACUGUCAAUGGCAAAUUCCCGGGUCCAAGGAUUAUCGCUAGGGAAGGCGACCGAUUGGUGAUUAAAGUGGUUAAUCAUGUCUCCAACAAUAUCACUAUCCAUUGGCAUGGAAUUCGACAACUUCGGAGCGGAUGGGCUGAUGGGCCAUCAUACAUAACACAAUGCCCGAUUCAAACCGGCCAAUCGUAUGUCUACAACUUCACCAUUAUCGGGCAAACAGGAACACUUUGGUAUCACGCCCAUGUUUCAUGGAUUAGGUCAACCCUUUAUGGCCCAAUUGUCAUUCUCCCUAGACGCAAUACUUCCUACCCUUUUGUGAAGCCUUACAAGGAAGUCCCUAUUAUAUUUGGGGAGUGGUGGAACAGCGAUACGCAAGCUGUAAUUAACCAAGCCCUUCAGACCGGAGCUGGCCCGAAUAAUUCAGAUGCUUAUACCAUUAACGGGCUGCCUGGACCAUUGUAUAACAAUUGUGCUUCACCAAUGGAAACGUUUCGGCUUAAGGUGAAGCCAGGAAAGACAUACCUUCUCCGUUUAAUUAAUGCUGCCCUCAAUGAUGAACUCUUUUUCAAAAUUAGAAAUCAUACAUUUACCAUUGUUGAUGCCGAUGCGAGUUAUGUGAAGCCAUUUGAAACAGAUACAAUCUACAUCACACCGGGCCAAACGAGUAAUGUUCUCUUCAAGACGAAAACCCUCACCUCCAAUGCCAAAUUCAUGAUGGCAGCAAGACCCUAUUCCACAAAUGCUGCCGGAACUUUUGACAACACCACCGUUGCCGGAGUUCUUGAAUACAUGAGUGAUUCCAUGUCGUCAUCUUCCAUUAAUGCUUCCAUCAAAGGCCUUCCCUUACCUACACUACCAGUUAUCAAUGCCACUUCCUAUGUGGCAAAUUGGACCAAUAAAUUUCGUAGUUUGGGUAUUUCACAGUUCCCUGUGAACGUUCCACAAACUGUACAAAAUCGGUAUUAUUUUGCGGUAGGUCUUGGAACUGACCCAUGCCCGAAAAAUCAAACAUGUCAAGGGCCGAUCAAUGGCACCAAGUUUGCAGCUUCAGUUAACAACAUAUCCUUCACUUUACCAACAACAGCACUUCUUCAAGCUCGGUACUUUGGAAAAUCAAAUGGAGUUUUCACCACUGAUUUCCCUACCACCCCUCUGAAUCCAUUUAAUUACACGGGUACCCCACCCAACAACACCAUGAUUUCCCAUGGCACAAAAGUGGUGGUGCUGCCAUACAAUACCACUGUGGAGCUGGUGAUGCAAGGUACCAGCAUUUUUGGCUUUGAAAACCAUCCUCUCCACCUUCAUGGAUUUAAUUUCUACGUAGUGGGACAAGGUACAGGAAACUUUAAUUCUGCUACAGACCCAACUAGCUUCAAUCUUGUUGAUCCCGUUGAAAGAAACACUGUUGGCGUCCCUUCUGGUGGAUGGGUGGCUGUCCGGUUCCGAGCUGAUAAUCCAGGGGUCUGGUUUAUGCAUUGUCAUAUUGAGAUCCACCUGAGUUGGGGACUGAGAAUGGCGUGGGCAGUCAUGGACCCAAACCAGAAGUUGCCUCCACCACCUUCCGACCUUCCACAAUGUUGAAUUUGAUAUCAUGUGUUUACUUUUGACUCGGUGAGUCUUUUGUUUUUCGAUUUGAAAUUAUGUACUCGUGAGUGAUUGUUU
This is a messenger RNA of Lactuca virosa, 1836 nucleotides long. The record is from the annotation of a GenBank genome assembly. NCBI's taxonomy places the organism in Eukaryota, Viridiplantae, Streptophyta, Magnoliopsida, Asterales, Asteraceae.